GCCGUGUUUACAGAGAGACGGAAAAUGGAGGGACCUUCCUGUGCCAACCCCUCCACGCCCCCCCCCCCCGGACACCUGGGUCCCUCCGGGGCUGGCUUGGGCGUACGGGGGCGAGUCCCCCUCUGAGCGCAGGAGGAGAAACAGCCGCAGAGGCAGGAAAUCGGGGGUUGCAGGGCCGGGGGUGGGGCUCGGAGCCCAACCGGGGCUGGAACCGGAAACCCCCCCCCCCAGCUGAGCCAGGUCCGGGCCGCAGGAGAGCUCCGGGGCAGGGGGCUCAGUCUAUCGGGAAGCAAAGCAGGGCGCUGGCUGGAGAUGGGGAAAUUGUGAGUGAUGAUGGUGCAGCGAAGGCAGAAGGGCUCAAUGGGCAUUUCUGCUCUGCCCUUGGAAAGACGCUCCAUGGAGUAUUGUAAUUGUACGGUAUGUAGAACUGCCAGGGGUCCCGUUUUGUCCAGUCGAAAAGGGGACCGGACACUCAACGUCCGGUUAUCGGUGUAACCGCAGGCAGCCUCUCCGCGCACAGGGCGGCAAGAGCAGCAGCUGCUGCUACCUGGGGGAGCUGCUCAGCUGUUGACGGAGAGAAGUGGUUCCAGCCUCCAGCAGACUGAAGUAGGCUGGGUACUGGGGCUGCCCAGAAGGGGAAGAGCAGCCACUGCUGUGCCCUGAUUGGGCAGCCAGGCUUCCUAUCAGCUCCUCCCGGCGUGGCUCUGCAGGUGGCAGGUGAGUGGGGGAGGGGGGCAAGCAAUGGGGGGGGGGGGAGGAAUGAUGGGGGGAGGCUUGGGGAAGAAGCAGGGCCUCAGGGAAGAAGUGGAAUGGGGCCUGGGGAGGGAAAGUAGAAAGUUGGCAACCCUAGCCCCAGACCCUCACUCUGAGGUCCGACCCCACCCCCUGCACACCCUGCUGUGCCCUGAUUGUCCCCACCCCAGCCCCUUGCUCUGGGGACUGUCCUCCACCCCACUGUGCCACGAUUGAUUUCUCUGACACAACACUCAGCAAAGGUUUGAACAAUGGAUGCCGUGUGUUAAGAGUCAAUGUAGUCCAGAAAAAUGAAGAUGAUCCCUGAGAAUCACCUUUUUGACAGAACUGUGUACUCUAAGGAAUGCCAGUGUGCAACCACAAGCAGAGGGGAGCAACUGGCCUUUAAAGAGUUAAGUGCCUAGCCAGCAGGCUUCAGCGGUCAGCUACGUUGUUAACAUCGCAGCAUCCGCAGUCGAUGUUCUUUUAUCUGGUGGCUAAACUGUGCUGCAGUCAGACUAGUGCGAGGUGAAAUGGCGGCACCCGAAAAGAGAAAGAUUCGCAGGCUGUGCUCUUUUAAAGACAAGUGGUUGCAACUCCCAGCAUAUCGGAAUUGGCUUAUGAAGGCAAGUGAAGACUCGGGGUAUUGUUCUAUUUGUCGUGUUCAAUUCACGGUUAAGUUUGAUUCUGUAAAAGCUAUCAAGCAUCAUGCGGAGACACCGGGUCACAAAAUCAAAGUACGAGCACAGGUACGGUCUAGUACUAUGGAUAAAUUCUUCGUAAAGGCUGAUACCUCUGAAGAAGAACACAUGUGCACAGCUGAAUUGCUUCUAACAUAUCAUGGAGUUAAACACCAGCACAGCUACCGUUCUCAAGAUUGCGGAAGUACGCUGUACUGCUCCAUUUUCACUGAUUCCAAGAUAGCUUCCAAAAUUCACUGCAGAAGGACAAAAGUGGAGGUUUUGAUCGAGAAAGUAUUAGCCCCCCAUUCAUUGAAACUGGCUUUGCAAGACAUUGGAUCAACAUCGUUCUCAAUAGCGAUGGAUGCUUCUAAUAAAGGGAACACAAAAUUAUUCCCAGUUGCCGUCUGCUACUUUAAUAAAGAUAAGGGAAGCUGCAUGUGUAUCAUAGACUUUUUAGAGGAUGCAGACGAAACAUCAGAGGCAAUCGCAAACAACUUAAAAAGUUGUCUUCAAAAUGCCGGUCUGAUACAUAAUCGAAUUGUGGCGUAUGGAGCAGACAAUGCAUCUGUUAAUUUUGAAAAACACAAGUCUGUUUUCGUGCACCUAAAACGAAUGUUGGAUUUACCAAACCUUGUGCCAGGCCAUUGCAGUGCUCACAUACUACACAAUACGGCGAAACAUGGCUUGAAAAUGCUCUCUUAUGAUGUAGAGCACUUGGUCAUCAAUGUUUUCAGUGAAUUCUCGUCCAGUGAAAAGAAUAUUAGUGAACUUAAAGAGUUCUUUGACUUCAUGGGGACAGAAUAUUCAGAAAUCUUACCCCAUAUAUCUACACGUUUUCUGACCCUUUUCACUGCAGUAGACAGGUUACUGAAGAAUUGGCCAGCACUCAAAUCUUACUUUGUGAGCAAAGGAGAGGAAAAUGUGUGCCGUGCAAUAUGGGCCUUCCUUUCUGAGCAAGAGCAUGCAGUGUCCAACGAUGAAACUCUUACGCUUCCCGAGCUGUACAUCUAUUUUGUGCACAACAUUAUGAACCAAUUUAACAACACCAUAAAGGUUCUUGAGAGUGAUUAUGUUCAGGUAACUGAACUGUAUACUAAAUUCAACAAGCUGAGGAGAGAGAUUCAGAAUCGACAAGAGAGAGGAUUCUAUGGGUACAAGGUGACACAGUUCUUGAAGAAACUACCACCUAACAAGCAGAAUAAAUUUGUUGGAGAUGCCCAACGGGCUUACACACGCAUGGUACAGUACCUGGAAAAGUGGUUUGAUUUCAGUGAAAACUCUUUCUAUAAGUUGUGUGCGCCCCUCAAUCUGGACAGACCUCUUGAGCUAGACGAACUGUGUGCUUUGACGACAAGCUUGGGCAUUCAAGUGGACGGAGAUGAACUAUUUACAGAAAUGUGUACGUUGAAUGAUGUGCUACCGACCCUAAAGAGUUUGACAAAUUCUGCUGAAUCGACACUGCGUCGGCAGUCACAAGAGCCCCACAAUGUCUCCGAGGUGUGGGUAGAAUUCUUUAAGCGCUGCGAGGCCCCGAACUUACUUAAAAUUGUGCAGCACGUGCUUGCUAUCCCACCCAGCAACACGUUUGUGGAAGGCAUUUUCAGGGUUAUGAAGAACUUGCGGACCGACAAAAGGAAUCGGCUCCAAGUGGACGUGGCAAAAGCUGAGCUAUUCGUGCACUUCAACUAUCAAAUGACAUGUGCCGAGUUUGCUGGAUUUUUGAAGACGGAAGCGGCUAAGGAGCUUGUGGGAGCGGCAAGAAAAUAUCAGAAAGCCCAGCCGCUGUCCCCUGAUUGGGCAGACAGGCAGGCUCCAUGUGAGCUUCUCCCAGCCCAGCUCUGCGGGUGGCAGGUCGUGGUGGGUGUGAACGUCAAGGAAGAGAACUCAGAGAAGAUGGCAUCCCCUGGGGCAUUAUGGGAAUAUCCUGGCUUCCAGCUGAAAUGGCUGCAGCCCCAUCCUGAGUGUGUAUCCCAGGAUGCAGGACAGGGUGAACCUCCAGGACCCCAGAACAAUGCACCACAUGUCCCCAGAGCGGCGCCCCAGCCCCUCCAGGAAAUAGCAUUUCCAGCGCUGCUGCCUGAGCUCAACUCCUCUCCCCGACCCGCGACGGAGGAGGGGCAAGGGUCCCUGGAGCAGCCAGCACUGAGAGGAGAGUCCUGGGGGCUGCAGGGGCCGGUGCAGUUUGAGGACGUGGCUGUGACCUUCACGGAGGCGGAGUGGGAGCUGCUGGAUGAGGACCAGAGGGAGCUGUACAGGGACGUCAUGCUGGAGAACUAUUGGAGCCUCCAGUCGCUGGGGUUCCACAUUCCCAAGCCAGAUGUAAUCUCCUGCAUGGAGCAAGGGCAGGCGCCGUGGGUCCCGGAUCCCCUGCCCACCCCUAAAAGGUGCCAUACUACAGGGCCCUGUCACUCCAGACAUUGCACAAAUACUGGACCAGAAGACAAAGCGCUGCCCUAAGAACUGUAGUCUAAAAAUACCACUACAGGAAUGGUGCCGGGGGGGAAGGGUUGGAAUGGCAUCAAAUAUAUUGGUCUAGCAGCUGUAAUUCCCGAAUGCCCCAUUCCAUGUUUUUUCCAUUGGUUUAGGGCAAUCCGGGCUGUUUGGCUGAGUCCAGAGGGCUCAGGGGUUUAUGUGUGAUUGACCCAAGUAGAAUGGAAGGUUAAAUAAGGGACAGGAGUGGGUUUCUCUGGCCCACUGAGAAGGUCCAAAUUGUGCUCCCCUUCCCUGAUGAGUCCUGCCCCUGCUCUGAUAGCUGGCUAUAAAAUGGCUGGAUUUCGCUCCAAAACUAUGACUUCCACCCUGGGCACUUCAGUUCAGUCUUCUUCGUAGGCAGCCGAAAGGGGAUUUCUUUUUAUACUAUAUUCUCCCAGCAUGCUUUGCCACAGACAAGGCUGUUUAGAUGGCUGUCAUGGUGGAUUGUAUUUCCCAGCAUGCCUUGUCACAGGUAGGGCUCGUAAAAUGGCUGCCAUGGUGGAUGAAGCUUCCCAGAAUGCCUUGCCACAGGCAAGACUACAAAGAUGGCUAUUAUAAUGGUGGAAGGUUCCUAGGCCGAGUUAGACAACCCCUCAUGGCUGGCUUUCCUGUGUUCCAGCCAGCGUCAGGGCCACGAGAGGUGGCAAGGAGCUGAGGUGGUGGCAGUAGGAAGCUCCCGAGAGGGUGGCGCUGCCCCAUGUCCCCUCCCCACAGCUGCUGAGCACAUGGGAGCAGUGCCACCGCUGCCCCAAAUGCGGUAAAAGCUUCCUCACCACCUCGGCCCUGCAGAUGCAUCGGAGGAACCGUUCUGUAGAGAAGCCAUUCCAGUGCAGUUCCUGCAGGCUGCAGUUCAGCCAGGGUUACAAUCUGAUCAAGCACCAGGCCCCGCACAUGGGGGGAGCGCCCCUACUGGUCCCCUGACUGCAGCCAGUUUCGCUGUCAGAGCAACUCCAUCAUGCACCGCUGCAUGGCCCAUGCCUGCACCGAGACCGCCAAGAGCGUCACCGGAAGCUCCAAUGUUCUCAAGCGCGGGGCCCGCACAGUCUGCCGGCCGCAUCUUUGCCACCAAUGUGGGAAGAGCUUCGUCUCCAGGUCCAACCUGCAGGUGCACUGCCUCAGCCACAGAGGAGCGAGGCCCAACAAAUGCCCCCAAUGUGGGAAAAGCUUCAUCCGAGCUCUCUCCAAGCUCAUCGGGCAUCAGCGCAUGCACACGGGCGAGCACCCCUUCACAUACCACGAGCGUGGGAGGGGCUUCAGCCAGAACUCGCACCUCGCCCAGCACAGGAGAGUCCAUGUGCCCUGAUGGCCCAGGUGGUGCUGGGUGGCCGGCGUGGGACGGCACUCACUGCUCACAGACAUCAGACACGGUUUAGAAGAAGAACAAACACACAACCCUGGCAAACUGAAAUGGGCAGCUCUGUGUUGCGUGGGUCUGCCCAUGAGCCUGCCCUUCAAAGUGAAAAUAAAAUAAAGCAUCACUUUAAAGAAA
Chelonia mydas (Green sea turtle) is the source of this 5376-nucleotide messenger RNA. Its product is annotated as zinc finger protein 862. The record is from RefSeq and is a predicted model, not a curated record. Gene Ontology annotation, biological process: regulation of DNA-templated transcription. Gene Ontology annotation, molecular function: protein dimerization activity. The transcript has 7 exons. The coding region runs from base 1266 to 3872 and encodes 868 amino acids. NCBI's taxonomy places the organism in Eukaryota, Metazoa, Chordata, Testudines, Cheloniidae.